Molecule: messenger RNA, 2456 nt
Organism: Xiphias gladius (swordfish)
Lineage: Eukaryota; Metazoa; Chordata; Actinopteri; Istiophoriformes; Xiphiidae
Product: glucocorticoid modulatory element-binding protein 1-like
Exons: 11
Coding region: 139-1941 (600 amino acids)
Biological process (GO): positive regulation of transcription by RNA polymerase II
Cellular component (GO): nucleus
Molecular function (GO): DNA-binding transcription activator activity, RNA polymerase II-specific; RNA polymerase II cis-regulatory region sequence-specific DNA binding
Source: RefSeq, a predicted model, not a curated record
AACACGUUUGCGGAGCUUGACGUCUUCCAGCCUGUGCCCCACCGUGGCUCGGAGGCGCUCAAACCAAGCCACACAAGAGCACGUUGACCGAUUUACACAUCGCGUGCCAACUAGCCGCUUCUCGUGACAGCGGGACAGAUGCUUCUCAGGCAAACCCUGCCUCCGCUGCAGGAAGUGCAACCAAGCAGCACGGCGCAUGCUCUCGUACCUCUCCGACAAGCGGACGGCGAGUUAUCCUUUGCUGUAAAGCGCCUCUCUGGAUCAGGAGCGUGCGCCGUCUCACCGUUGUUGCCGGGCUGUGCGUGCUGCCGCACCAACAGACGUCAGUUUGAGUGGGUGAAGGAGGCUCUGUGCGGAGGGGUGAUGGCGGGUGCUGAGGUCACUGUGUCUCCAGGGGAUCUCAUGACGGUGAAGGAAGAGGAGGGGGAGUCCAGUGGCAACAACCAUAAGACUCAAGUCAUCCUGCACCUGCAGCCCAUCCUGCAUGGGGUAAAUGAUGACAUUGCUGACACUGGCACUACAGUCUUGGCCAUAGAGACACAUCAUGAUGACAGUAAAGCAGAAGGAGAGGAAAUUGAGUAUGGCUACCCCAUCACCUGUGGAGACAGCAGAGCCGUUCUACUGUUUAAGAAGUUUGUGUGCCCUGGAAUCAAUGUCAGAUGUGUCAAAUUCAAUGACCAGCUCAUCAGUCCUAAGCAGUUUGUACACCUGGCAGGGAAAGCCACUCUGAAGGACUGGAAAAGGGCCAUCAGACUGGGAGGGGUUAUGCUUAGGAAAAUGAUGGACUCUGGCCAGAUAGAUUUCUACCAGCAUGACACUGUGUGCAGCAACACCUGCCGCAGCACUAAAUUUGAUGUGCUGAUCAACAGUACGAGGCUUCCUCCAGGGACCUCGGUGCAGCCAAGCCUGUCAAGUCUGGCUCUUGACCCACUUGGAGGACAGGUGCCUCUGCUGACAGAGGUUGUGCAUGAUGCAGCGGAGGUAGAGGAGACUUUGGGGGAUAAAUUUAGUGCAACAGCAGAGUGGAGCCCUGGUCCAGCACAGCCUGUAAACCCUACAACAGCCAAUGGACAUGCAGCAAAGAGAAAGAGGGCUGACAUACCUGAUGGAAUAUUGAACCUGUGGAAGGGUGUGGCAGACUCAGGACUGAUGGGGGAGGUCCUGUCCAGUCUCCAGACUGAAUUGUUAGCCACUCUUAAAGGAGUGGAGGUUCGCAGUGAGCGGGCCAACCUGCAGGAGACAGAUGCCAUCAUACUUAAUUCCUUGUGUGAGAUGUUUGGGCUUUUAGAGUCAGUGAAGCAAGCUCUGGACCUGAGGCGCAGCCACACUGAAAAGAGCAAAAUCGAUAACAGCGUUUAUGUGCUGGAUGAGAUUUUGGAGGAACGCAGGAAGCUGGGUUGUGAUAAAAGCACAUCCUACAAAAGCACAUCCUCGAAACGCCUUCGACCUCAACAUCACAACCCGUCGAACAGCCAAACCAAGAACGUGCUCUCCCCCGUGAAGACAAGCCCAGCGAUCCAGACUCUCUCUGUUACUGGUUUAUCUGCCACAUCUUAUGCUCAGCUCACCAUCAACCCUCAGCUCUUCACCCAUUUCUCUGCCUCCCCUGGCCCGCACCACCAUACUGGAGCUGGCAGGAUGGACAAAGAGAGCCAAAGUACUAUGCUGGAGAGGCACCGUGAGCUCAUUGAGAUGGAGAGUCAGCAGAAGGUUCACCAGUGUGUAAAGGAAUGUGUGGAGAAAGAGGACCGCUCAGGGAUCUACAAGGAGCCUGCACAGAGAACUGUUAAGUCUGGAGAAGACCCUCAUCUUAGAAGUCAGGAAGAAGAGGAGACAGAGGGCUUGCAUGACAUCGAAAAGGGGAUUAUAGGAAGAAAGGCAUCAGACAUAAAAGUAAGUGAGAGAGAAACGAUCCCACAGGAAUGCUGGAGGACUAAGUGAGGGAAUGUGCCUGAGACCCGAAGACUUAAAGGAUAAAUGAUUCAAAGACAACAUUUACUUUGUAGAAAAGUAUUUUCUUUUCUUGUAUGCUCAUAUCCACACUGCAGUUACUUUAGUUGCGUUGUGGUUACUUCAGUGGUAUUACAGGCACAGAUUUGUUAUUACAUUGACGUUGGAAAUGGCACAUUCAGGGGGACCAUUUUGGACUGGCUUCUCUAGCAUUUUAACAAAUCAAAGCACUGGAGAGGUGAAAUGAUUAGUCAUUGCACUGAUGAAACGGAACUAAAGGAAAAUUAACCAGCGACAAUUUUGAUAAUCCAUUAAGGAUUUAAAUCCUUUUCUAAGCAAAAUCCUUCCAAAAAUUCACUGGUCCCAGCUUCUCAACUGAGAAUUUUUGCCUGUUUUUUUGACUCCUACCUUUGGAUUUUAGACUGUUGGUCUGAAAAAAUAUACAAUAUUUUGCAAUAUGUCACAAUAUGUCAUACGUUUUGGGAAAUUGCAAAAGGCAUUUUUGU